Paramormyrops kingsleyae is the source of this 1390-nucleotide messenger RNA. NCBI's taxonomy places the organism in Eukaryota, Metazoa, Chordata, Actinopteri, Osteoglossiformes, Mormyridae. The record is from RefSeq and is a predicted model, not a curated record.
GAAUGCUGGGAAGGAGAGUUCGAAGGAGCACCUGGGCGCCUCGGUGCUGGACAAGCUGCCGUUCCUCCGUUGCGAGGACGACGACGACGAGGACGACAGCGACGAGGACGAUGACUUUCAGGGCGUGGCCGCCGACUGCAUCGACGGGCCGCGUAAGAGCCGGAAGGCCCGGGUGAAGCUGGGAGCGGAGCCCAUCACGGCAGACCUAGACCCAGAGGAUGAAGAGGAUGAAGAUGACUCGGAGGACGCCCUGGGAGAGUUUGACUUCCUGGGGUCGGGCGAGGAGGGUGAGGGAGCAGGAGAGGCACGCAUAUCUGGAGACGGUCGGGAGUUAGAGAACCGCAGGAACAAGCUUCAGGGCAUCAUCUCAGAUUUCCCACCCAAACCUUCUCCACCCCCCUCAGUCCCAGGACAGUCUCGUGCAACUGAAGGGGGCGCUUUGGGCUUCUCCUCGGAUGUCUUCAUCCUGGAUGCGGUCGCGGGUGGGGAUAUGAACCUGGGUGAACUCGCUGACCUCACCGUCGCCAACGACAAUGACCUCACCAUCGACCUGCAGGACUGCCGCGAGGAGUUCAAGAAGACGUGGAACCCGCGCUUCACGCUGCGCAGCCACUUCGACGCCAUCCGGGCUUUGACCUUCCACCCCAGCCAGGCCGUCCUGCUGUCGGCUUCCGAGGACGGAACGCUGAAGCUGUGGAACCUCAACAAGGCCAUGCACUCCAAAAAAAAUGCAGCACUGGAUGUUGAACCCAUCUACACCUUCAGAGCCCACAGUGGGGCGGUGCUGUCUCUGACUAUGGGGCAGAAUGGCGAGUCGUGUUACAGUGGUGGCCUGGAUGGCACCGUGCGCUGCUGGAAGAUCCCUGACCUCAAUGUCGACCCGUACGACAACUACGACCCAGGGAUAGAGUGUAGCGUGCUGGAAGGACACGAGGAUGCCGUGUGGGGCCUGACUUUCUCCAGCGUGCUCCAGCGUUUGGCUUCCUGCUCUGCUGAUGGAACAGUGCGCAUUUGGGACCCCCAGAACUCUAGCCCCUGCCUGUCUGUGUUCAACAAGGCAAAAGAGCAUGGGACUCCGACCUCUGUGGCCUUCGUGAACUCCGACCCCUCCCAGGUGGUGGUGUCUUUCGACCGCGGUGAGACGCUGCUAUAUGACCUCAACACGGAGCAGAGCAUCAUGGUCCUGGAGACGCACACUAAGGACGGUACGUAUGAGAGGGCUGUUCCUCUGCACUGGAAUGUUCCUCUGCCUCGCUCUCUUCGUGCCUGGAAAGGGGGACACCACUCAGGUUCAUGUGGUGUCGGUCAUUUUGUGAUGAAAUAAAUCUUUUGGCUUACGCUGCCAGCCCCUGGAGGACGGGCUCCCCCUCUGAGCCUGGUUAGGGUUAGG